This is a messenger RNA of Cydia pomonella (codling moth), 1856 nucleotides long. RefSeq lists its product as uncharacterized. Lineage: Eukaryota; Metazoa; Arthropoda; Insecta; Lepidoptera; Tortricidae. The record is from RefSeq and is a predicted model, not a curated record. Bases 115 to 729 code for a protein of 204 amino acids. The transcript is spliced from 5 exons.
CGGUUCGGAGCGGGAGGUGCCGGGUUCUCAGCCACUUUCAUAUUCGAUUCGAGCAAUACUGGGUUUCCUUUCCGGUCCUCUUUAUAUUUGAUAUUGCAAAUUAGCUUCUUGUGAAUGUUAACUCACUUACAUGUCGUUAGGUUCGAGAUCUGGGCGGGCGGGUCAGGUCUGUACACCUACGCCGUGUCCGCUACCGGUGUGUGUGGGGCCGAGCCUCUACCGGCGACCCCGCGUGUCACCCUAUUGGCCGCCAGCCCUGAGGAGCCCUACGUGGCCCUGUACUGUGAACCAGGGGUAUGCGUGUACCAGUGGUCGGUCCGCAGCCGCCAGCAGACCGCGCGCCUGGACUGCAGCAAGCUGGUGCCGUGCAGCGAGAGCCUGCAGUCCCUCGCGCUGGACUCGCGGCCCGGCGAGGACCUCGGCCGGGUGACGGCGCUGGCGGCGCUGGGCGGGGCGCUGUACGUGGGCACGGCGUGGGGCGUGCUGCUCGUGUGCGCGGCCGCCAGCCUGCGCCCGCUCGCCGUGUUCCGCCCUUACGAGCAGAGCGUAACGUCAAUAGUACCAUUAUACCCGCACCGCGGCUCGCAGGCCGCCAUGCUGGCCACGCUGGGCACCGGCUACCGUCCGCUGCUGCACCGCUAUGCACCACAACAGCCCAACACAUCGAACAACUCGUACAGCGGUCCACAUUGCCUCCUGUGGCGCGCCGGCCACUGGCUGCCCGACUAAACACGUCCGACGGAUGUACACGUCUAACUCACAUCAUGUGAAUGGAUAUUGGAUAUAUGCUGUUACGUUGAUGGAUUAGUGUUUUAUAUUAAACACGCCCUGUAUGGAUACGGAUAUACACGUCCCCCAGCUCAGCCAACGACGUAUAUGCACGUCCAGCAACUCGCACAGGAUACUCCGGACAAUGAAUGUUGUCGAUCGGUUAGUGUUUUAUAUCAAACACGUCUUACACGGAUAUACACGUCUAGCUGGCGCAGCCUUACGAUGGAUAUACACGUUCAACAACUCGCACACGACGGAAAAUGGAUAUUAGAUAUGUGCUGAUUUACAUCGAUGGGUUAGUUUUUUAUAUUAAAAACGGACAAUAUACAUUUAUCAGCUCGUUUGACAUAGCGCUGUACUUAGUAUAUCGAUUUCAUUAUUUAAACUAAUAUUUUUGUCAAAAUGUAGUGUGACUAAGUUUGACGCUCAGUUUGGGAAACUAGUAAGCAAGAUAAAUUAAUAUUGAACCCUCUCAACGCCAUGAAUACCUUUAAACACCCCUAAAGUUGUCAUAAAUAACUGGGUGAAUCAACUUUUUGUUUCACUACGUUGGCAUUUUAUGGUUGGUGUUUUCUAAUGUGUUGCAGAAAGUUGUUUAUUACAUUUCUGUAUUGCGUAAUGUUACUUAGUAGAAGUAUCCUUGGCAGAAAUACUUCUGGCAUUCUGUUUUCCGCAUAAUAUUACUUCGCGCUUUUAUUUUCGCGUAAUAUUAUUUGGCAGAAAACCCUAACCUAACCCACUUAGAAAAUCCUGCCAAAUUAAUAUUAUGCGUAAUGACUAUUAUGGCAAGUAUAUAUUUGUGCGUCGUCGUUCGUGCGAUUAGACUGAAGUUUUUCUCCGAUACGUAUUAUGCGAAGUGUAUUUCUGACAAAUAAUAUUCUGACAGAUGAGGGUAACCCAUAAAGGUAACCCGCAAAAAAAGUCAACCAUCCAAUUUGACGACCUGGCUGGCCUAGUGGGUAGUGACUCUGCAUAUAAAGCUGAUGGUCUCGGGUUCAAAUCCUUGUAAAAUCAUUUAUUUGUGUGAUGAGCACGGAUAUUUGUGCCUGAGUCAUGGGUGUUUCUAUUUAAAUAUUUAUAUAUUA